GGGUUUUUCUCCCUCCUCCCCUACUCCAAGACGGGGCUGAACCCCACCUCUGGGCGCUGCAGGGAGAAGCUUCCCAGGAAAUUCGGUGGUGGAGAGAGGGGUGGCUGCUUCCUGGAGGGGGAGCCAAGGCAGGGGAAUCGGGAAGACGAAUCUAAAGAGGGCCAGGAGACAAGCUCUAAGUUGCCCUUUUAAGCUUGGAGGAGAGACUCAAGGGGGCUACGAAAGAGAGGAUAGGGGCAUCUGGGCUUCAGUGGCACCCAAAGAAGCCAGUCGUUAUGGCCUCCGUGGGUUUGCCCCCUCCCCCUCCUGCCAUCCCUCCCUUGUCCCAGCCUCUGGCUAUUGCCCCCGAGCAGUUCUCUUGCCUGGUGCGGAUAUCGCCGGGUUCCCGGCUGCAUUGGCAUGUGGGGUGGUGGCGCUAAGGGACGUCCUGGUCUCUGUAGGGCCUGGAAUCUCCGCCAAGGCCGGCGAGGGAGAGGAGGCGGCUAGAGAAACACAGAAAAGACAAUUUACAUAGAAAUGCUCGCUAUCUCCCUUCGGAGACGUUUUUGAAAUUAAAGGGCUGUGGGUGGAGACACCAAAAAUGAGGGAGACCCUCCGCCCCCCCCCCCAGGAAGCUUGCCCGAGAAUGCCCAAAUCUCUCGCCACUCACGCAGGAGGGAGCCUCGCUCUGCAGGGAGACAGUUUUGUGGUUUUAAUGCGGUAGGUUACAGCUGUUGGUUUCUGCGCUUAUCGAUUCUAUUAUUUGCAUUGUAUUGGUAUGGGAUGUGUGGAUUUCGGUGGAGGAAAAAAUUGCCAUGUGUGUGUCUGAUAUGGUAACAUUUCAAACUUUCCUGGGUCCAAACAUGGUGAUUGUGAAAGAGCUGUUAAGUGUGUUUUUGUUUUAGGCUUUUAAAUAAAAACAAAAAAGAAAGAAAUGUAAGAAGAAAAUAAGAAAAUCCAGUUAUGGAAUGGUGUGUAAACUGGAAAGCUAACUGGCACUGAGCUCAGGCAGUCCCGUCCCUCGGGUGUCCAAUUUAUCUCUCAGUCAGGCCUUCUAGAGGUGUGGGGAGGGCGGAGAACCAUUGGGCAAGAGACAGAGAUUCCUCAAGUAGCUGGUGGGGAGGAAGUAGAAGCCAGCCUUGAGGCAAGGACUUAAAAAUGGGGCAAGGGAGCUUCUGGGGGAAGUUUCCAGCUAAGAGAUAAGUGACGUUGGCUGUGGAGGGCAGGAGAGAUUGUGAUUUAGUUUGGUUUGCACGAACAUGUGAUUGCUUUUCUCUUUCUUAAGACCAGAUAUAGGACGUUCAGCCUCGAGCCUCUGGUCGCUCCGGAGUUACAGGGCCUGGGGUGUGUUGGAAGUGGGGGUAUAUUUAUUAUUUCAGUCCUAAGCUGGGAGAGGGCCACUUGUGGCGCGGAAGGGGCUCUGGGGUCCAGGGUAGAUGCCCUAGUCUCAGGCCCGGCCUGGGCGCCGGGAGGGACCGCUCGGUUUCGUAGCGAGAGUUCUCCGCCAGCACCCACGGCACUAAGGGCUUAUUCUCAAGGGAUACAUUUCCCAAACCCACCCACACUAAAGGUCUUUUUCUCCUGUAGUCUUGGAGGGUUAUAAAUCCUCCCUUAGACAGUUCACUGGGACCCAAAUUAUGCGGUUUGCUGCCAUCUACCGUCCGUUCGCAGACACGCGGCUUCUGCGCCGCAAACCCCGCGACACUGCCCCAGCAGUGCCCGAUGCCUGGAGCCCUGGCCGCGCAGGGUCCAAGGGAUUCAGGGGAUUUCGGGUCCACACCGACGUUCUCAGCUGGAUCUUGAUUCCCCGGUGUGGGUUAGAGAACAGAACAAGUCUCUCCUCCACCCAUCCUCAAUUCCCGACUCUCCCCGCCCCCUCAUCCGUACCUCCCACCCCAGCCUCAAACCUGGAGGCUGGGAGGGGAAGGGGAAGGGGCUUCCUCUAGGACAUAUUUAAAAAGGUCUAAUUCUGCAUCCAGUGGCCAGGGGCCCUGAACCAAAGGGUGGAGGGAUCAGAACCGAGACCCCCACCGCCACCCCCACUCCCACCCCACCAAGGCGCGGGAGAGAAUGGGGCCGCUUGAGAGAUCCGAAGCCAAGGCUGUUCAAGGUUUAUUUGGUUUUCUUCUCAGCCAAGGGAGGGGGCCGGUAGGGAAGGCGCCGGCCGGCAGUUCCACUCGGUUGUCAAAAGACAAACUGGGUCUGUGUUCUCCGGGUUGGCUGGUGGGUCUUGCCAGUUCCUUGGUUGGUGGGUCCAUGGUGAAGGAAUUGAACUGAGUUUUCUGGAAACUGUUGGUGUCUGCAAGUGAGUGCCUAUCCCCUCCCCCAUUCUCGAUGGUUUCAAGCGAAAUCGACAUAAAUAUGAUUUGGGGAAAAAACUGGGAGUGGGACUGGGGCUAAAUCAUUAAGGAACCACACCGUCGUAAUUUCCGUUCCUGUUGGACCCCUCACACUGGCUUAACUCGACCGCCUUCCCAGGAGGGGGUGGCCAGGGCUAGGCUAUGCGCCUCCACUGCAGCGUUUGAACGUUUGAAUAUUGGCCCCUGUCUCACGGGUUACUGAUUAGCUCUGGCUUUCAAGCCGUAGGAGGAAGCUCUGGCAGUUUCUUUAAAGGUGCUGUGGUCCUAGUUCCUGGGAGAGGGGUUCCAGGAAAUUGCCUGUGGUGCCAGGCAAGCCAAGGUGUUGUCAGAGUCUGGCCCAGGUCUGACGAGGUCGAGGGGCCUGGUGGUCCUGGGACAAACACUGCGGCUGCGGCCCCCGCACUUUCCGGCGCCUGGGCAUCUGGAGCAGCUCCUUUAAGCUUUUCCACAGUGUGAGUGACUUUCUGGCGGCUAUGAGACCUGGCUCAGCGAGUUGCUCUAAGCGAGGCCCUGAAGGAGCCAGCCUAGGUCUUCGGCCCUUCCGAAUUGUUUUGCUUUUGGGCAAUCCAAAGGACAGGUAGAGAAGUCGAGCUGGUACAGGGUAUUGAAACACUUCAGUACCCUUGGGGUGUUCCUGGGCCUGGGGGUAGGAAACCAGAGAGUGGGCUCAGCACUACUGCCCCCUCCCCUUAAAGAUUAAAGAGUAUGCUGCUCAUUUGCAUAAUGGAAAUGAAGUCUUUGUACCUUGAUUUGCAGGGGCCAAUUUUGGGGCAAUGUGCCUCAUCUAAAGAGCCUCCUCCAACCUAUGGGAGUAAUCACUCAGUACCCCUGGUAACAUUUAUGUUCCCCAAACCCAGAGAAACAGUCCAGGACGAGAAUUGGAUUGAAAUGUUUUCAUUGAACACUACCCCAGCCAAAGUUGGGGUGGUGAGGGAAGGUGCUCACCACCCCAAAGAGCUGAGGGGGAGGGCUUUAUAGCUUAGAGGAAAUUGGAAGCCUGGACAAUGUCUCAGCCCCCUCCACACACACGUCACACACACACACACACACACACACACACACACACACACACACAAAGGCAAAUAUCUCUCCUGAGGUUACCUAUCAAGAAUUUUACUCCUGAACUAAACACAACUCAGGAAACAUUUUCCUGAGAGCUGGAAUGUGUUAGCUUGCCCACAGGACUGCAGGCUCACAGCAGAGAAAAUUACAAUUAUAAAUCCUGCCUGUGGGGUAUCUGUACAAUCCCUCAGUUAUGUACUCAAGAAUUGGUACACAUUUCUAUUCAUCUCUCUGAACACACACUUCCUCGUUGAGGCAGGGAGAGACACCCUAGACUGGCAGAAGUCUGUGCCUGCUGUGUAUUUACAUAUUCCCCAAUGGAGACAGACAGACGUCGGUGGACCGAACCACAGACAGAUUUGUAAGGAUCUGGCUCCAGAAACCAGUCGGUCUCUGGCCAGCCCUGCCCGUCUGCUCUUUUUCCCAAACAAACGGAUCAGACGAAUAAACGCUCAUAAAUACCUCUGGGUUUAGAUAAGAGGAUGAGGCGCUAUUUCCUUUCAUGCCCAACUCCAGGCGCCCAGGCCCUGCCCAGAGGGGCUCCAUCUCCAGACAAGCAACCUGCAGAGGUGAGGUUAAUUUGGGGGCUGUCACUCUAAGGAUAAGACAAUUAUUUUCCUGCUUCUGUCACAGGGAAAUGCUCCCUUCCUCACCAGAUCUCAUUUUGCUCAAACUCUACAGAGAAGACCACACUAUUUAGUGCUAGGAUGGGGACAUUGUGGCCAGGGAGGAGGCAGGGAAGGCUGAGACCCAGGGCUCAGCCUCAGCAGUAGGGAGGAGGUGCAUGCAAGCACUCUCUCCCACUUUUUUCCCUCUGUUCAAAUGGCCCCUAGUCCACUCUAGAAGUGAGCCCAACCCUAGCUAAAUUUGGAAUAUUUAUUGUUCUUCAUCAUCAGGGGGUUUUAAUUUAUUUUCUUAAAUGCCUAUCAAAAAGUCCCAUAGAGUCAGGGAGUGAUUGGAGGGACAUCCAGGGAUGACCAGUUUGCCAUUAAGUUACAGCUUAGAAGUUGCCCUGAGUUCAGAGAGCCUUGGAGACCAUGUUGCAACCAAAUAAGUUCCCAGCCUUGGUCCUCUAAGCUCAGCUCCCUACCACCCUCCCUAGUGUCUUGUAUACUAUCUUCAUCCGGCAGAGCUCAGCCAGAAAAAAGAGCCCAAAGGAAGGACAAGACAGAGGAGGGUCAGCCUAGCCUGACAUCUGACUUUGUUCCCUGCCCCGACCCCUUCUUGUCCCCAAGUCUGAGGGUUGUCAUCCUUCACUACCUGGCCUGUGUAUGCAUAUUAGAAGGCUGGAAAUGUACUGUGGCCCUGUCUCCCAGCCUGGGCUUUCGAUGCUCAUUUUCCUUGGAUGAAAGAGCCAGCGACAUACACUCUCUCACACACCCAAGCUUGUAAGGCAGCAAAGCUGAUGAUACAAACGUGGGGUGUGGGAGGGAAUUGUAGCAAUGCUGAGACACAGACAGAAGGGAGAGGAGACGCUGGCUGAUGGCUGGAAGCUGCCUGCUGAGUCCCGGGGAGAACUCAAACAUCCUUCUCUCCCUAUCAAACUAGAGCAAAAACCAAGUAUUGGGAAAGAAUUAAUUUUAAAAAGAACUGCCAGCUCCUACAGACACUCGCAAGAGGAGUGAGGGUGUCUUUCUUCCUAGGGGUAUCUGACUGCCUCAAUUAUCAGGAUGGUUUGAAGACCCACAACUGGAAGAAGAAUGAUUUCUUCCUCAUGCCCAGAUUUACUGGGACAUCCCUGAUUCCUAAAAAUCCUGUAGCCCAGACUAUUCUUGAGAUUGCAGAGGGUGCUGGAGUGAGGGUUACAGGCAGGAUGGGGAUCGACAAAUAAAGUCACCCAGGCUGAGGGAGACCCCUGACUCCUUCACUCCACAUCACCACGUGAGGAGAGGGCUAGUCCCUUUCCCCAGUGUCCCUUCCCCUGCCAAGAGUGAGCAGCUGCAUACUAGAAGCAAGCAGGAUGUCUUGGGCAGCUGUCCGGACACUGCCUUCCAAGAAGCUCCCAGCCUAGCCACAGAGCCAGAGGGGGAAGCUUGGGCUCAGACCCUCCUGCCAGCUCCCAGUCUUCUGGGUCUCCUAGGCAGUGGGAUCUGGACUGCCCCCCCCCCCCCCAGAUCAGAAGGGCUGUGGAGAAGCAGGAACAAUAACCCGAGGCUUGGAGGAGAAAGGGCAGAUCUGAUAAACAGGAAAAACGAUGUUCAAAACCUGGGGAGGAGGGUGUUUCUUCUUUCUCUUCUUAGCGGAGAACUCUUCUCACCUUCUACCAACACAAAACCCUAGAAACAAACCUUCUUUAGGUCUCUCUCUCUCUCAAGCAGAUUCGGAAACAUUUACCCACCUCUCCCUGGAAGGACGGGGCCCAAGCAACGCAGGGGUUAACUUUUCUGAAAACACAAUUAACUUUUUCCUAUCCUGCGUGGGGUGGGGGAGAGAUACAUUUAUUUAAUCACCUAGGAGUGGGGUGGUCUCGAUCUAAACGCUCCCUUCCCCCUCAAAAGCACAGAGCCUAUUUCACAUAUCCUACGUAGGUGGAACAGGACGCGUUCUGUUGUUAGGGAGAGAGAGAAAGGAGAAGGAGAAAGAGAAGGAGGAAAAAAAAAAGGUUGAUAGGUUUGUGCGCGGGUCCCUCGUGCGGGCUGCGCUCCUCCUGGGUGCUAUUUGACAAUUCCUGCCUCUGCCAUUGGUCAGUGUUGGAUCAGAUGGUUGUAUUUCCUUCUGGCCCUCACUGGCACCUCGCCAUCCCCCCUCAGCUAAAACCCAAUCUCGGAUAUACUACUAAUAGGCGCGGCGCUCGGACUAUAAAACACAACAAAUCAUAAACCCGGCGGAGCAGCAGCGGCCGCGCGCGCCUCCCCUCCCAAUGAGUUCCUAUUUCGUGAACUCCACCUUCCCCGUCACUCUGGCCAGCGGGCAGGAGUCCUUCUUGGGCCAGCUACCGCUCUACUCGUCGGGCUAUGCGGACCCGCUGAGGCAUUACCCGGCGCCCUACGGGCCAGGGCCGGGCCAGGACAAGGGCUUUGCCACUUCCUCCUAUUAUCCGCCGGCGGGCGGUGGCUACGGCCGAGCGGCGCCCUGCGACUACGGGCCGGCGCCGGCCUUCUACCGCGAGAAGGAGUCGGCCUGCGCACUCUCCGGUGCCGACGAGCCGCCCCCGUUCCACCCCGAGCCGCGGAAGUCGGACUGCGCGCAGGACAAGAGCGUGUUCGGCGAGACGGAAGAGCAGAAGUGCUCCACUCCGGUCUAUCCGUGGAUGCAGCGGAUGAAUUCGUGCAACAGUUCCUCCUUUGGGCCCAGCGGCCGGCGAGGCCGCCAGACAUACACGCGCUACCAGACGCUGGAGCUGGAGAAGGAGUUUCACUACAAUCGCUACCUGACGCGCCGGCGGCGCAUCGAGAUAGCGCACGCCCUGUGCCUGACGGAGCGGCAGAUCAAGAUCUGGUUCCAGAACCGACGCAUGAAGUGGAAAAAGGAGAGCAAAUUGCUCAGCGCUUCUCAGCUCAGUGCCGAGGAGGAGGAAGAAAAACCCGCCGAGUGAAGGUGCUGGAAAGGGAGGGAGGACGAGAGGGGAAAGGCCUGUGGGAGCCAAGGGCGUCGGAGAGCCCCGGAAGGAAGGCUUUCGGGUGGGGGAGCCAGGAGACUUGCUCUCUGGCACAGGACAGGCGGGGCCAGCGCUCUCCUGGACGCCCCCGCCCGCACAGCUCCCGGCGGGUGCUCAGAGGCCUCACUGCUCGAGCCCACCCAGCACCCCUCGCCCUUCUUUCCCGAGAAACCCGCCUCAGCCUGAUCAGGCUUCCCGGUGAGAACUGAGGAUCGGACUCACUUGAUGUUUCCUGGAUGCAGAGCAAAAUGCUCUUGUCCCUGUCGCGUCUCAUUUCGUCCAUGUCCCCGGUGCACGGUUCAAAGGUAGAUUCGCUGUCCCCUCAGCGGGGGCCUUGAAGACUCCCUGAUCCCAGAUCUGUCGUCUCUCCCACCCCCUCCUUAAAGCCACUGGAAGGAGCACAUACUACCUAGAAGUAAGAAGAGGAGCCUCAGAAGAAAACAAAGUUCUAUUUUAUUAAUUUUCUAUGUGUUGUGUUUGUAGUCUUGUCUUAGCUCUGGACGUGAAAUACUUCGGUAAUAAUAUUAAUAUUAAUAAUAAUAAUAAAGAUGUGAAAACUCGA
Messenger RNA from Callithrix jacchus (white-tufted-ear marmoset), 7561 nucleotides. The record is from RefSeq and is a predicted model, not a curated record. Lineage: Eukaryota; Metazoa; Chordata; Mammalia; Primates; Cebidae.